Messenger RNA from Rubroshorea leprosula, 1490 nucleotides. The record is from the annotation of a GenBank genome assembly. NCBI's taxonomy places the organism in Eukaryota, Viridiplantae, Streptophyta, Magnoliopsida, Malvales, Dipterocarpaceae.
AGUUAUCCUCUAUGCAGCAGAACACUUUCUUCUCCUAGAACUCAACUCCACUCUCGUGAAGAACAAACCCUCAUAUCUGGGAACUGUCGCAGACUCGUUAACUGCGAAACUGUAGAGAUUGUAAACUUUUUUGGGCAUUUAUUAUUUUCAUAUUUUGCAGUGAAAAAGUGAGUAAGAAUUCUUCCAGGGAGAUAAGAUGAAUUCUUUGACACUAAAGCCCUCUUCCUUCGUCUUGCAAUCUUCUUCUACAGUCCUCCGGCCGUCAUCUGGGCGAAAUCUGUGUGUUCCGUCAGUUAGCUUCCCGGGGAGAAAGCUUGGGAGUAAGGGAAAAUUGGGUUUGAGAGUUACAGCUUACGAUUCCUCCAAAAACGGUGACCCUUCUAAUUCCAAUGGCGAUUCCAAGCUUCCAAACGGCUCUCUGCCCAAGAGCAGGAGGGACAUUCUAUUGGAGUAUGUCAAAAAUGUGCAGCCAGAGUUUAUGGAAUUGUUCGUGAAAAGGGCACCCCAACAGGUUGUUGAUGCAAUGCGCCAAACAGUGACAAACAUGAUUGGAACAUUGCCCCCUCAAUUUUUUGCUGUGACGGUCACUACUGUGGCUGAAAAUCUCGCACAAUUAAUGUACAGCGUUAUGAUGACUGGGUAUAUGUUUAAGAAUGCACAAUAUAGACUAGAAUUGCAGCAGAGUUUAGAGCAGGCUGCUCUUCCAGAUGCACAAGAGAAAGACAAAGAGGACCCACCUGACUAUGCACCUGGGACACAAAAGAAUGUAUCUGGUGAAGUUAUCAGAUGGAAUAAUGUUUCUGGCCCUGAGAGAAUAGAUGCUAAGAAGUACAUAGAGUUACUAGAAGCUGAGAUUGAGGAACUGAAUUGUCAAGUUGGUAGAAAAACAGCAAAUGGGCAAAAUGAGAUAUUGGAAUAUCUCAAGUCUCUUGAGCCACAAAAUCUGAAGGAAUUGACUAGUAGUGCUGGAGAGGAUGCUGUGCUCGCAAUGAAUACAUUCAUUAAGCGUCUUCUGGCCGUUUCAGAUCCUGGCCAAAUGAAGACAAGUGUAACAGAGACUAGUGCCCCGGAACUUGCGAAGCUGCUUUAUUGGCUCAUGGUGGUCGGGUACGGUAUCCGUAAUAUCGAAGUCCGUUUUGACAUGGAAAGAGUACUUGGCACUCCUCCAAAGCUUGCAGAGUUGCCUCCGGGAGAAAACAUCUAGACACUUUGCAGAACCUAGAAAUGGGUAGCCAGGUUGGAGCAUGAUCUGAAUGCUGCCUUAUGCAUAAAGUUAGGAAAGGGCUAGUACUUUACUUUCUCAAUUGUUCAAAGAAUCAAAAGGUAGAAAUAUUUUCUCAAUGCUCUAAAUGGUUGGCAUUUUAGACUUAAGCAUUUCAUUUCAUUUGUAUACUGCUUGCGUUUUAUGAAGAACGAGCAGAAGCUUUUGAUCAAUACAACGUUUCUAAGACUGGGCAAAAUAUUGACGAUCAUAAAAUAGGGCAUGCAAU